GGGUAGAGGAAUUUUGUUGAUCCCGCGGUGUACAAAACAUUUUAAGUUUAAAAAUAUUUAUUUUGUUUUUCUGUAUCAUGAUUUAAUAAUAAGUUGAUUUGAGGUGGCAAGAUGUACGAGAGCUGACGUGAAAGUAAAAGUGAAAUAGACCGAAGGUGGCGGUAACUCCAUUGCAUCCGGAUUUAACUAAAAGUUAGAAAUAAUAAAAGCCUCAAAAUAACAUUUUCAUACAACUACGAUAGCCAAGAGGAUCAAUCCAAAGUGGAUCAGGUUCGUUUGAAGCUUGCUUUUGGCACUCAAGAAAUUUCCGGAUGAAGGGUAGCAUUAGGCGUGUAAGAUGGAAUGAGGAAAAACUUAAGGAAAUUGAAGCAAAUAAACCUGUAAGGCAGAAAAUAACUGAACCCAAGACGCCGUACCACCCUAUGAUUGAUGAUGAUGAUGUGUCUUUGUCUCCUGUAAGACAUGUUUUCAAUGAUUGUAUCGAUGAUAUGGAUGCAAAAAAAUUAUGCCCUGCUUUGAAGGAUGUGGCUUCCCCUAGUAGAAAAACAACUGGGUGCUCAGCUGGCUGGACAUCUUUGGGUGAUGACGCUAAUGCUGUGGCUCACGAAGAAGAUUCUGAAACAGAUCAAAGUGGUAGGAACUUUAAGGAGCAACGAAAAUCACACUAUGAUGAAUUUUUCAAGAUAAAGGAAUUGCGACAGAAGGGCUCUUUCCUUGAGGACGAACAUGAUAGGGUGGAGGAUGAUCUAUCUUCAUCUUUAAGCUCUGGUGUGAAAGACAUUGGUGUAGAGGAAGGUACUGCCACUUUGCCCUGAAAGUCUUCUUCACGGCCAACAGUUCGAGACCUAAAGCUGACUCUUUUGACAUCCUUUAUGGUUAUUUGAUGGUAUAUUGGUGCCAUGCAUACAAAGGGAAAAAAAACCUAUAUUUUUUUUCUUAUUUAGUUCACUUGUACAUAGUUCCGCCUAAUUCACCAUGUUCAUGUGAAGUUCUGCACACCCUUUUGUUGUUUGGCAAAUAAAGAAAAAAGCAACAAUUUUAUAUA
This is a messenger RNA of Gossypium arboreum, 1045 nucleotides long. Its product is annotated as protein phosphatase inhibitor 2-like. Gene Ontology annotation, molecular function: protein phosphatase inhibitor activity. The coding region runs from base 312 to 815 and encodes 167 amino acids. Gene Ontology annotation, biological process: regulation of signal transduction. The transcript is spliced from 5 exons. The record is from RefSeq and is a predicted model, not a curated record. NCBI's taxonomy places the organism in Eukaryota, Viridiplantae, Streptophyta, Magnoliopsida, Malvales, Malvaceae.